AUGAACGCAAUUAUAGCAGUCAAGCAAUACAUCACUAAAAUGGUGGAUGAUUGUGGUUCUGGCAUGAAAGUGUUACUCAUGGACAAAGAAACUACGAGUAUUGUUAGUAUGGUAUAUGCUCAAUCAGAAAUAUUACAGAAAGAGGUUUACCUUUUCGAGUCGAUCGAACAACCUAAUAGAGAAACUAUGAAACACUUAAAAGCUAUCUGCUUUAUCCGUCCCACACAGGACAAUGUAGAACUGAUUCAACAAGAAUUACAAUCUCCAAAGUAUGGAUUCUAUUAUUUAUACUUUUCAAAUCGCCUUGGCAAGCAGGCUCUAAAAGCUAUAGCGUCUGCUGAUGAACAAGAAUUAGUAAGAGAAGUUCAGGAAUUUUAUGCUGAUUAUUUUGCUGUAAACAAGAAUUUAUUCACUUUAAAUAUACCCUGUUGUUAUCAGAAUAUGUCAUGGAAGCGUGAUAAAUUAGAUAGAUCGAUUGAAGGAAUAGCUGCAUUGCUUCUAUCGUUAAAGAAAAAUCCCGUCAUAAGAUAUCAGCAAUCUUCCGAUAAUGCUAAACAAGUUGCGGAAGGACUUAAAAGAUUAAUAAAUAAGGAAGGCGCGCUGUUUGACUUUCGCAAAAGCGAUGUUGCACCUGUAUUGAUCAUUCUUGAUCGUAAAGAAGAUCCUGUCACCCCAAUAUUGAAUCAAUGGACUUAUCAAGCUAUGAUCCAUGAAUUGUUAACUAUCCGUAAAAAUGUCGUUGAUUUAUCUUAUGUGCCUGGUAUAAGUAAGGAAUUGAAGCAACUGAUUUUUUCUGGUGAACAAGAUGAAUUUUACGACAAGAAUUUAUAUAGAAAUUUUGGCGAAAUUGGACAAAACAUCAAAUCUCUGAUGGAAAAAUUUCAGGAAAAAUCGCAGCGUAGCCAAAAAUUAGAAUCUAUUGCUGAUAUGAAGGCCUUUGUAGAAAGCUACCCAGAAUUUAAGAAAAUGUCAGGGACUGUUUCUAAACAUGUUACUGUUGUCAGUGAACUAUCCAAAAUUGUUACUGAGCAAGAUUUGCUUGCAUUAUCUGAAGUUGAGCAAGAAAUUAGCUGCCAAACAUCACACUCUAAUGCUGUUGAGAUGAUAAACAAAGUACUACAUAAUGAAAAAGCAACCGAUCUAAAUCUUUUACGAAUAAUCUUGUUAUACGCUCUUCGAUAUGAACACCAUAGUGGCAAUCAGUUACACAGAUUUUUGGACGUUUUAUCUCGACGCGAUUUUCCUGAUCAGUACAAGAAGGCCAUCCAAGCUGUCCUUCAAUACGGUGGUAAAAAAUCGCGUGGUAGCGAUAUUUUUGGCGGUAACACUCCUCUGUCUAUUACCAAGAAAUUCUUUAAGGGGCUAAAAGGUGUAGAGAAUAUUUACACACAGCAUACACCUCUAGUUCAAGAUGUAUUGGAUUCCUUAGUAAAAGGGAAGUUAAGUGACGGGCAGUAUCCGUAUGCUACUGGUUCUCCUGUUAGAGAUAGGGUUCAAGAUGUUAUCAUAUUUAUAGCAGGUGGAGCUACUUAUGAAGAGGCGUAUUCCGUACAGAAUUUUUGUAGCAUUAAUCAAGGAGUUCGUGUUCUUCUUGGGGGUACCUAUGUUCACAACUUUAAAAGGUUUGUCAAAUAUUAUAUUUCUUGA
This is a messenger RNA of Trichoplax adhaerens, 1647 nucleotides long. RefSeq lists its product as uncharacterized. The transcript is spliced from 15 exons. The coding region runs from base 1 to 1647 and encodes 548 amino acids. NCBI's taxonomy places the organism in Eukaryota, Metazoa, Placozoa, Uniplacotomia, Trichoplacea, Trichoplacidae. Gene Ontology annotation, biological process: vesicle-mediated transport; intracellular protein transport. Gene Ontology annotation, cellular component: Golgi membrane. The record is from RefSeq and is a predicted model, not a curated record.